Molecule: messenger RNA, 3137 nt
Organism: Leptonychotes weddellii (Weddell seal)
Lineage: Eukaryota; Metazoa; Chordata; Mammalia; Carnivora; Phocidae
Source: RefSeq, a predicted model, not a curated record
GCUGAGCCCCAGCCCCAGCUGGGCACGCAACUUUGGAAGUCCGGCGGCGCUUCGGGAGAGGCGGCAGAGUCCGCACCCCAGCCCCAGCCCGGGCCCGGCCGGCACCGCCGCGUCUGGGGGAAAGCGAGGGAGUCGGUAAUCGCUGCUUCGGGGAUGUAAGAAGACAGACCUAGGACCCCAGGCCCGCAUCAGCGCCCUUCGGCUGCCUCCCGGGGUGGGGGCGGGCCCCGCACACGGUAAGACCUCUUGCUUUCGCUCAGGCUCAAGAGUCAAGAUAGAGAUAGAUUUUAAAUUUUCUGUCAUCCCUCCAAGUGAUCAGGCCACCGAUGAUUUCUGUUCUCCCUUCUUGAAGAAUCAAUCUCCCUUUCCCCAUCGGCUCGACCUACUCUCUCCCGCCGCUUAGAAAUAAAACUUGUGCUGAGCUGGGCAGGAGAAGGCGCCCACCACGAGGGCCACAAGCGCAGGCCGGGCGCCGUUCGCGGGAGCCGGGCCCAUGGGCUGCUAGCGCCCCCCAGCCCCCACCCCCCCGGCAGCUCGGGCCGGCGUCCCUGCGGCCCCCUCCCCAUGUGAGGCGCGGCAGGGCGAGCGGGGCGCGGGAGGAAGAGGAGGACCCACUGGCGCAGGGCCAGAAGGCAGCUGGCAGCAGGCCAGGCAAGCGGGCACCCGCGUUCAUGUUCCGCCAGGAGCAGCCGCUGGCCGAGGGCAGCUUCGCGCCCAUGGGCUCCCUGCAGCCGGACGCGGGCAACGCGAGCUGGAACGGGACCGAGGCGCCAGGGGGCGGCGCCCGGGCCACCCCUUACUCCCUGCAGGUGACGCUGACACUGGUGUGCCUGGCCGGCCUGCUCAUGCUUCUCACGGUGUUCGGCAACGUGCUUGUCAUCAUCGCGGUGUUCACAAGCCGCGCGCUGAAGGCGCCCCAGAACCUCUUCCUGGUGUCUCUGGCCUCGGCCGACAUCCUGGUGGCCACGCUCGUCAUCCCUUUCUCGCUGGCCAACGAGGUCAUGGGCUACUGGUAUUUCGGCAAGGCGUGGUGUGAGAUCUACCUGGCGCUCGACGUGCUCUUCUGCACCUCGUCCAUCGUGCACCUGUGCGCCAUCAGCCUGGAUCGCUACUGGUCCAUCACGCAGGCCAUCGAGUACAACCUGAAGCGCACGCCGCGCCGCAUCAAGGCCAUCAUCGUCACCGUGUGGGUCAUCUCGGCCGUCAUCUCCUUCCCGCCGCUCAUCUCCAUCGAGAAGAAGGGCGGCAGCGGCGGCCAGCAGCCGGCCGAGCCGCGCUGCGAGAUCAACGACCAGAAGUGGUACGUCAUCUCGUCGUGCAUCGGCUCCUUCUUCGCUCCCUGCCUCAUCAUGAUCCUGGUCUACGUGCGCAUCUACCAGAUUGCCAAGCGCCGCACCCGCGUGCCGCCCAGCCGCCGGGGGCCGGACGCCGCCGGGGGCGCCAAGGCGUCGCGCUGGCGCGGGCGGCAAAACCGCGAGAAGCGCUUCACGUUCGUGCUGGCCGUGGUCAUCGGCGUGUUCGUGGUGUGCUGGUUCCCCUUCUUCUUCACUUACACGCUCACGGCCGUGGGCUGCUCCGUGCCGCGCACGCUUUUCAAGUUCUUCUUCUGGUUCGGCUACUGCAACAGCUCGCUGAACCCGGUCAUCUACACCAUCUUCAACCACGACUUCCGCCGGGCCUUCAAGAAGAUCCUUUGCCGGGGGGACAGGAAACGGAUCGUGUGAGCGCCCGGUCCGCGACCCGCGAACAGACUGGCGCCCACUGCAGUCGGCGGGGAUCGAGGGGCUCGUCUCUGCAGUCCCAGCACACUGAAACCCGGGUCCUGCCUACUCGGUGUUUCCUGGCCAGGCCUUGCCCUGUGGCCUCCUGUGGGCCUCUGCUUCCCCCCCUCCCCAGGGAAAAGAACUGGCUGGGAGGGCCGCAGGCCCCCCAGUUGUUGCUAGGGCCCCUUGUGACUUGGCGCGAUCUUCCUGGGUUCUUGGGAGUCCCCUACUGAGUAUUGCUUCCUAAAGGUAUUUUCACCUCCCCUGAGUCCAGCUGUCAAUGCAGAUCAGAGCAAGCAAGCACUGAACAGACCCCAGAGGGUACGGCUCACAAAGGAUUAACGGAUGGGGGUUACCCAGCCCCAGCUAAUUGCUCUUCCCCUUCCCCUAACUCUGUUUUUAAACAAAUGCUCAGGGCAGCCCUGCCCAUCCUCCCAUCGCCCACUGUAAAUAUACACUAUUUUUGAUAGUACACGCUAGGGUCCCCGAUGUCUGGGCUUUUGAUGCUGUUGGAGAUGCCUUUGAGGCAGACACACUGUCUUCGGUUCAGGCCAAGCCCCUUUGCAAAGUAAGUCCUUUUCUGGUGUCAUUACCUCCUUCUGUGUCCUUUUCACCAGCAACUGGUGACUGUCCCUGGGGCCUGGACCUGCUUUGAGAUUUCCUGAGGGGGAAAAGAUUUCUGUCCAUUUUUUUCCUGUGCCUAACAGCAUAAUUGCCUUUUCCUAUGUAAAUAUUACAAGGAGGGACCAAGACAGAAGUAAAUGAACCUUUCUGCCUUGCAGCAGCCCUGUGUAUAAAGCCAUUAUCCUCUGAUGCACCCUUCACCCCAGUAACUCACUUUAAAAGUAUCUCUUUCCUGGGUCCCUCCCUCCCUCUCUCCCACCUUCCCUCUCUCCAGGGCCACUGCUUGAAGAAUAUGUAUGUUUCUAUCUUGUAUGUUUGUGCACCUGCCCCUCCUUCUCCAAAAGUGCUGACUGCAAGAAAUCUUUUAGCUGCUGUUUUUAGAUGGAGGAGUGGAAAUUAUGUGGAAGAAGCAAACCUGAUACAAUUUGCCCAAGGUAAACAGUUCGAAAAGACAAAUGAGCCUGCCAAACUGUACAGUUCCUGUCCCGGGAGCUCUUAGGUAUCAAAGUAUUGUCCUUUCCCCCCUGCUUUUCUGGUUGAGAUCAUGUCAUUGAUGAACUCCCAAAAUCAAGGGAAGAGGGCGGACACCUCGUGUUUACAUCGGAGUUUCUACACGUUUUAGACAGAGACUCUUUAAGGCCUGCGCUCUUAUUUCACUAAAGACAAACUAAUGGCAGCACACGUUGCUAAUGACAGUGGAUUUUUUUUUUUAAUAAAAAGUUUACAGAUCAAAUGUGAAAUAAAUAUGAA